Molecule: messenger RNA, 1514 nt
Organism: Camelus dromedarius (Arabian camel)
Lineage: Eukaryota; Metazoa; Chordata; Mammalia; Artiodactyla; Camelidae
Gene: ERICH5
Product: glutamate rich 5
Exons: 2
Coding region: 79-249 (56 amino acids)
Source: RefSeq, a predicted model, not a curated record
UCCGGACUCGGGGACUGACGCCCGCGAGGGGCUGGGACAAGUGGCCGCACUCUCUCCCCAGGCGCCCUCCUGCCCGCGAUGGGCUGCUCCAGCAGCUCCCUCAACAAAGCCAGCGACAGCAACAGGCUCCACAGCGGUGAGACAGGAGAAAAGGUUGAAACGGAGAUGGAGAAUGAGAACGUAAGUGAAGGGGCUGAAACAAAAGAAGAGGAAACAGGAGAAGCUGUGGGUCUUUCAGCAGCCACAUAGAUAGACGUGGUGACGGCAGGGUGAACGGACACAGUGGGUUGUAAUAGAGGAGACAGGAAAACGCAGUGAAGCUUGUGGUUACAGACCUUCUCUUUCAACAUCUACAUGUUUUAUACAGGGAAUGUGGUUGUCAUGCUCUUCAUUACAUUGUAUUCCAUAAAACUGCUAAGCUGUAAACAGUUGUCUUAGCUACUUAGAAUAGUGAUACAUUCAAAACUACAGUAGCCAGAGCCAAGAUAACUGGGUGUAUGUUCGUUUAGGAGUGUGAGGGCAUUCUCUUCAUCGUGGCAAUUGGUCCGUUCAGUGUAGAAAUGAGACCCUGAAAAGAAGAUACAGACUUUUAGGUCUAGGUGGCUGGAGAAAGGAGUUGGCAAAUUUUAGGGAACUCAUGAUAAUAAAGUCACACAGUUAGAAUUCAGGUGGAAUAAGAAUCAUUGACAACAGCAGGGCAAACUACACCUAGUAUUUCUUUUCUGUCACAGAAGCUCAAGCUGGUAGGAUCCUGGAGAAGCAUGUCACCUAAUUACCUUCUCACCUUAAGUCUGUCUCCUACCAUGGAUCCUUACUGAUCAUGAUGUAUUAAAUAUGCUAACAAAUGUCAUGUCAUAGAAAUGCAGACUCUGGUGCUGCUCCGGGAUUAGGCUUUUUAACCAUGAAAGGCUACACAUUUUUUACAUGCCAUCUUGAAUCAGCUGUUGAUUUUACAAGUCUGUGACAUGUUUUAAUUGAUACUAUCCUUUUGACUGACAUUAAAAGCAUUGCAAAUUAACUGACUUUUGCAUGUAUUUCAGAGGCAACAAACAGCAAGAAUUAAAACCUAGAAUUGUUGCCUAUAUGGAGUCUGUUCCUUGGGCCCUGUUUUUUAAUUUUAUUUUUCUUUAGAUUGCUGUGAUUUAAUAUUGGGCAAUAGAGGUGGAAAGGAGCUAAGAAAUCAAGAUUUAAAAAUCAUUUAUAGUAUUUCAUUAAUGUUAAAGUGAUGUACCAUAGAGAAGUCACUUUUCAAGAAUUCCUCCAGAGUUGCCAAGGGAUUUUGGUAAAUGAUUAUACGUGAAUAAUAGUAGUGAUAGCAAUCUGGCCCUCCAGUGAGUGCCUUCUGUUUAUGAAUAUCAGGAUAGAAUUGCAUUCUGGGAACAUUUGCUAUCUUAUCUUAUUUGUAAAUAUAUAGUUUAAAGAGAACUGCUCAGAUGAACUAACUAGACUCUUAUUUUAGCUUGUAUAUUAAACUGAAUAUUAAGAUGAUGUAAUUAAUUUUAAGAAUAUAGGAG